AUGGCUCCGCUGUUGAGAACACACACAGGAGAGAAACCUUAUUGCUGUGUUGAAUGUGGGAAGAGUUUUGGUCGAUCUAGCCAUCUGACUCAACACAAGAGAAUACACACAGGACAGAAACCUUAUAGCUGUGGUCAAUGUGGGAAGAGUUUUGGUCAAUCUGGCCAGCUGGUAUCACACCAGAGAACACACACAGGAGAGAAACCUUAUAGCUGUGGUCAAUGUGGGACGAGUUUUGCUACAUCUAGCGCUCUGACUCUACACCAGAGAAUACACACAGGAGAGAAACCUUAUAGCUGUGGUCAAUGUGGGAAGAGUUUUGGUCGAUCUUGCCAUCUGGUAUCACACCAGAGAACACACACAGGAGAGAAACCUUAUAGCUGUGGUCAAUGUGGAACAGGUUUUGCUACAUCUAAAGCUCUGACUCUACACCAGAGAACACACACAGGAGAGAAACCUUAUAGCUGUGGUCAAUGUGGGAAGAGGUUUACUGCAUCUAGCACUCUGACUCAACACCAGAGAAUACACACAGGAGAGAAAUCUUAUAGCUGUGAUCAAUGUGGGAAGAGUUUUGGUCGAUCUGGAGCGCUGAUAGUGCACCAGAGAAUACACACAGGAGAAAAAUCUUAUAGCUGUGGUCAAUGUGGGAAGAAUUUUGCUGCAUCUAGAACUCUGACACUACACCAGAGAACACACACAGGAGAGAAACCUUAUAGCUGUAAUCAAUGUGGGAAGAGUUUUACUACAUCUGGCUCUCUGACUUCACACCAGAGAAUACACACAGGAGAGAAACCUUAUAUCUGUGGUCAAUGUGGGAAGAGUUUUGUUUCAUCUAGCGGUCUGACAGUACACAAGAGAACACACACAGGAGAGAAAUCUUAUAGC
Messenger RNA from Salmo salar (Atlantic salmon), 885 nucleotides. NCBI's taxonomy places the organism in Eukaryota, Metazoa, Chordata, Actinopteri, Salmoniformes, Salmonidae. The record is from RefSeq and is a predicted model, not a curated record.